Molecule: messenger RNA, 1354 nt
Organism: Copidosoma floridanum
Lineage: Eukaryota; Metazoa; Arthropoda; Insecta; Hymenoptera; Encyrtidae
Source: RefSeq, a predicted model, not a curated record
CAAUAUUUCGAUCACGAAUAAAAAUGUCGGGCAAAAAGUUGAUUGCAUGGAGCCUCAUGGCUCUGAUUGUUUCGACUGUGGGGGGCCAGCACAUUUUACGUGAAGUUCAGGAAAAUGCGGAACCACAAGAGUCUGACGUCACCACGGCGAAUCCGAUUCAACAGGAUCCCGCCACCGGCGAGCCUCAAACUCCACCAGUGCGAAUAAGAUUCCACUUCGCGGAUACCCCGGCAGCCAAGGACCAACCGAUCCCGAGCCAAAGUCCCGUCACCGCGAGCCCCACCACCCGCGCCAAGAGGCAAGUGAUUUGUAGUCCAUCAGGAAGACCGAGUUUUCUGCCACUGGUCAAUCCCCAAGUGAUGUAUGCACCACCCCAAGUCCCAAGAGCUGGCACCUACUACUACUAUUAUGAUACUCGCCCAGUGACCGGUUGGCAACAACGGCCUCAGGUGACCGGUAACCAACCACAGGCGUUUUACGACGUAACCCCACGGGACAAAUACUGGAGUGGUACACCCCCGCCUACCACUGCCAGGGUCUCACCCAACAAGGAUCAAAGUGCCCCCGGGACCGUUGCAGCCAAGUGCGACUUUGCCGGGAUUCUGAGGGACGGGCUGAAAAUUUUACGGGACGCAGCCUUGAGAGCCGUGGCCACGAGAAAUCCGGGUGGACGAGCCACGAGUAACGCGGGAGGGGCACGUGCCGCAGCUGCCCCCGUGGCGUCGGCCGAUUCUGGGGUGGUUGUGGCCAAUAGCUCGCAUGGGGGGGAUGAUGAAUAUUAGGUGUCACUUUUAUGGCUUCGUGUAGGGUGGAUAUAAUAUAGUUUAUGUUGUAUUCAUCUUGUGGUGCACUUGGUUGCACGUUGCUUGCAAAAUAAAUCCAGUUCAAAGGAAUGUCACCGUGAAGACUCUCUUUUCUUAUUCGUCGGGUGGAAGUAUGCAUUUUUUUUUUUUUUUGUGACGAACAGUAUAACGAUAAGCGACAUUUUUUUCAUUCGGUACCUUACGAAUUGAAAAUUUAAAAAAAAAAAAAAAAAAUUUAAUUUCGAUUUAACAAUGAACACUAUACAAAUGAUAAACAGGCAAAACUGUAAUACCUUUUAUCAUUGAUCUAUCAUGUGUGUUGUUGGUAGAUCUUUCUGAUAGUUUUCUCUUGGUGGAAAUUACGUUGAAGAACACGAUUUCAAUCCGUUAUUAAAUAACAAUUGUUGAUAAUUUUAAUGAACAAUAAUUUCACCAGCUAUACUCGAAAAUGUACACUAGUUAAAAUUCACAAGAGGUAAGUUUAUUGUACUUUUACUUUCAAAGAAGUCUGCAAUACCGGCAUUUGUCAAAUAUAUAAUUCUCAUUCCAAA